AUGGAGGCCAAGGCAAGCAACGAAAACUUCAAGCUUGAGAACCUCUUCAAUGUCAAAGGCAAAGUUGCCCUCAUCACCGGAGGAGGCUCGGGCAUCGGCCUAAUGGCCACGCAAGCCCUGGCCGUCAACGGCGCAAAAGUCUACAUCACAGGCCGCACCUCCGAGAAACUCGACCGCGUCGCAGAGCUCUACAGCAAGAACAUACCGGGCCAGAUCAUCCCCAUCACAUCCGACAUUACCGACAAGAGCUCAGUAGACAAGCUAGCACAGGAGAUCUCCUCGCGCGAAAAGUACCUCUCGAUCUUGAUCAACAACGCCGGCAUUAGCAGCCAGACCCAGACAACGGAGAAGGAAGACCCUACUGAGCUGCGCAAGGAGCUGUUCGAGAGUAGUGCACUUGAUCCCCAGGAAUGGAGUGAUGUUUACCGCACCAAUGUCACGCAGCUGUUUAUGACUACCACGGCGUUGUUGCCAUUGCUUCAGAAGGGGUCCGAGCAGGAGAAGGGCUGGUCGAGUACGGUGAUUAAUAUCUCGUCGAUUUCGGGGAUUGUGAAGGUUUCGCAGCAUCAUUUUGCGUAUAAUGCGUCGAAGGCGGCUGCUAUUCAUUUGACAAAGAUGUUGGCGCAUGAGAUUUCUUCGUCUGGGUUGCGGAUUCGUGUUAAUAAUAUUGCGCCCGGGGUUUUCCCGAGUGAGAUGACUGCUGGUGAGAGUGAUGAGAAGCAGAAGAGUGAGCUUGCCAAGGAGAAGUAUGAGCAAAAGGUCCCUGCGGCUCGACCAGGUAAAGACGAGGAUAUGGCCAACACUGUUCUCUUCGCUACCACGAACCAGUAUCUCAAUGGGCAGACGAUUGUGGUAGAUGGAGGAUAUGUGCUGGCCGCUGGAACCGUCUAA
Messenger RNA from Aspergillus alliaceus, 891 nucleotides. Its product is annotated as SDR family NAD(P)-dependent oxidoreductase. The transcript has 2 exons. The record is from RefSeq and is a predicted model, not a curated record. Bases 1 to 891 code for a protein of 296 amino acids. Gene Ontology annotation, molecular function: oxidoreductase activity. NCBI's taxonomy places the organism in Eukaryota, Fungi, Ascomycota, Eurotiomycetes, Eurotiales, Aspergillaceae.